Messenger RNA from Boeremia exigua, 2145 nucleotides. Its product is annotated as FAD binding domain of DNA photolyase-domain-containing protein. Gene Ontology annotation, molecular function: FAD binding; DNA binding. The transcript has a single exon. NCBI's taxonomy places the organism in Eukaryota, Fungi, Ascomycota, Dothideomycetes, Pleosporales, Didymellaceae. Gene Ontology annotation, biological process: circadian regulation of gene expression; entrainment of circadian clock by photoperiod. The record is from RefSeq and is a predicted model, not a curated record. The coding region runs from base 105 to 1847 and encodes 580 amino acids. Gene Ontology annotation, cellular component: cytoplasm; nucleus.
AUCGGUUUUAGUGUAGUAGUGUUUAGACCAACGACGUCACCACUCAGCUUUGUUUUGCUGUCGCAUCGCCAUUGUCUUCACCUUCCAAUUUCCUUCACGUACCUAUGCUACUUGCCAGACGUCCUUUUCUGAUACCAAUUGCGCGUAUAAUUCGAACCCCAGCCCGUUUUGUAGCUACAAAAGCUCGAACAUCGAAGCACGCGACACAGUCAAAGCCCAGAGCGCAAAACAGUAUAGCGGAGAUGUCGAAACGAACCGCGUACGACCGUGACGAGCUUGGUCAUACGUCGACAAAGCGCGCAAAAGAGGUGGAUGAAAACCUGCCCUACGAUCAACUGAAAGAAGCGUUAGACGCGCAGGAGGAGAAGAGCGAUGUCACAAAAGUGGUUCACCUGUUCCACCCGAAAGAUUUGCGUUUGCAAGACAACACUGCUCUGCACCAUGCUUCCGAGUUGGCGCACAAAUCUAAGAAGCCACUCAUCUGCGUGUACUUGCAUUGUGCGGCAGAUGAGUCGUGGCACGGAACCAGCCCAGCGCGAAUGGACUUCAUGUGUGAAGGUCUUGCGAUCCUCCAGAAGGAGCUGAAGGAUCUAAACAUUCCGUUGGUUUUUCUCGAAUGCGAUGAACGCAAGAGUAUAGUUACAACAGUGGUCGACUGGCUGAAGGAGCACAAGGUGUCGCACCUGUUCAGCAAUCACGAGUACGAGAUCGACGAAAUGCGACGCGACAUCAAGCUUGUGAAGCAGGUUGGAAACGACGUACAAGUCUCGAUAUACCACGAUCAAACAGUCGUUGAGCCAGGGACUAUGCUGACAGGCAAUGGCAAGCCGAUGAAGGUGUUCACACCCUACUUUGGGAAAUGGCUAGACAUAGUCAAGGAAGAGCCAGAACUUCUGGACCUGAGACCAGACCCCAAGAAACAGAGUGCCGAUGUUGCGAAAGAACUCAAAGAUCUUUUCAACACAAAACCCCCUCAGCCCGGCAAAGAUAAGAACUUCGAGAAUGAGGAAGACAAAAAGCGCAUUCGUAAGCUCUGGCCAGCUGGUCAUAAGGCAGGCGUCAAACGAAUGGAUGCCUUUCUGAAGAAGAUUAAGAACUACAAAGCCACACGAUCAAAUCCAGCCGAAGACUCGACGUCACGCAUGAGUGCAUACUUCUCCGCCGGCAUGUUCAGCGUGCGCGAAGCACUGCGGAAAGUCAGUGACUAUAAUGGCGGUAGUAGCGACUUCACUGAAGGGCGCUCAAAACCCGGCGUAUACAGCUGGGUGCGAGAGAUCGUGUUCCGCGAACUGUAUCGACAGACGACAAUGACAACGCCUCACACCUCGAUGAACCUACCUCAGAAUCUCAAAUUCGACUACGUACAGUGGGAGGACGAUGAAGAGGGGUGGGAGAAGUGGUACAAAGGUCAAACCGGCGAGCCCUUUAUCGACGCGGGCAUGCGCCAGCUCAAUCACGAAGCGUACAUGCACAACCGCCUGCGCAUGAAUGUCUCUUCAUACUUGUAUUGCAAUCUGCUCCUUGACUUUCGUCGCGGCGAGCGCUAUUUUGCCGAGACCUUGAUCGAUUGGGAUCUGAGCAACAACACGCAAGGCUGGGAGCCAAGCUAUACCGUGUUCAACCCAGUCAGUCAGGCUGAGCGCAACGACCCCAACGGUGACUACAUUCGCAAAUGGGUGCCGGAGCUCAAGGAUGUGGAGGGCAAGGCCGUGUUUGCACCGUAUGCGAGGCUCAGCAAGGAAGAAUUCGAGAAGCUUGGAUAUCCGAAGCCGCAUGUCGACUGGAAGCAGACCAAGCAACGGUGCAUGGAGAGAUUUAAGAACGACAUGUCGGGUGUAGAGCCUUGAGGGAUAUGGUGUAGACAGCUAUUGAUUAGCUAUUUCACCUUUCUUCUUCCCACAUACAAACGUUCCAGGGUCAUUAAGCUCAUUGGCAAGACCACUGUGAUGAAUAUGGCUUAUCAUGAAAUGUUAACAUCGGGACGACCAGAUCUAUCUUGCGUCGAUAAAGACUCUACGGCUGAAUCUUUCCCUGUAUUACAAAAAAGGUCUAUUGGUCGGAGGAAUGAAAUGCCAUCCGCGACCGAAGGAGCUUGAGCAAUAAGAUCAGAAAACAGGCAGGACACCGACGUGCGAUUAUAUGGAG